CUUGUUCGUUGUUGUGUUUUUAUUACAAUGUUUAAUAAAGCUUGUAUCAAUCACACCUUUCUUGGAAAAUUGCAUACACGUUUUAUUGUGUUGACGAGAUGGAUAAAGCUAAAAAGAUGUUUUGGAGAAAUCGAAUCUCACGAACGUGAUUUGGCACCGGCAGACCGACUGACUCUGACACAUCAACGUCAGGAAACCGCAUUACAAACAAUCUAUACUCGAUAUUACACGGACCUGGUAACUGCGAUGACUGCCAAUCUGGUUGCGGAUGUGGUCACCUAUCCAUUGGAAACCCUGGUAAUUCGAUUGUGCGUACAAGGUACUCGAACGUUGGUGGACAAUAUGGACACAGGCGAUGUGGUUGUUCCGAUCGUCUCAUCAUAUGACGGUUUCACCGAUGCACUCCGAGGUGCACUGGAUUCUCCUCUCGGUGUACUCGGUCUCUAUCGGGGUUUCGGGGCACUUGCAGGCCAGUACGCUAUUCAAGCUGCAUUCCUGUACGGGAUUCCUUCACGCACGUACACAAAGCUGCCGUGUUUUUCUUUUUUUAAUCAUGCCUGUUCACCAGUGACCAUCUGGAGAAAACCCUCACGACCGAUCACAAUUGUCUCCUAUUUUUUGCCCAGCUUUUCGAAUAUGUCAGUUGCCGUGCAGUUUCCCGCUUUGUACAGAACCAGAUGGUUCCUCUGA
Molecule: messenger RNA, 690 nt
Organism: Echinostoma caproni
Lineage: Eukaryota; Metazoa; Platyhelminthes; Trematoda; Plagiorchiida; Echinostomatidae
Source: the annotation of a GenBank genome assembly